Messenger RNA from Manacus vitellinus (golden-collared manakin), 3779 nucleotides. RefSeq names its product HESX homeobox 1 (gene HESX1). The coding region runs from base 1938 to 2561 and encodes 207 amino acids. The record is from RefSeq and is a predicted model, not a curated record. The transcript has 7 exons. Gene Ontology annotation, cellular component: nucleus. Gene Ontology annotation, molecular function: DNA-binding transcription repressor activity, RNA polymerase II-specific; RNA polymerase II cis-regulatory region sequence-specific DNA binding. Gene Ontology annotation, biological process: forebrain development; pituitary gland development; regulation of transcription by RNA polymerase II. Lineage: Eukaryota; Metazoa; Chordata; Aves; Passeriformes; Pipridae.
AACUUCCCCUGCACAACUUGAGGCCGUUUCCUCUUGGCCUAUUGCUUGUUACCUGGGAGAAGAGCCCAGUUCCCACCUGGCUACAACCUCCUUUCAGGUAGUUAGAGAGCAAGACUCGAUAGACUUGAUGAUAAUUUUUAGAUAUGUUUAUUAUUACAGCUGGAAAAAAAAAAAGAAAAAAGAGGCUGUUUCCUUGAUAGUUUUGCCUUUUUGGGACCAGGUGAACUUAGUAUAAAACCAGAUUAGAAAGUGCAUGAAGUGCUUUCAACAGAGCAAAUGAUUAACAACCGUUUAGUUCUGCUAUGGAGACGUUUCUUUAUGUUGUACCAGAUUGUGGUUUACCUUUAAAAGCAGAUAAAGUCUGGUGUUAAAUUACAAACAACUAAAGAUUUUUGAGGGAGUGGUGAAGAAAUUUCCAAGUUAGUACCUUGUUCAGUCAAUUCAUUUACCAGCUCAGCUGUGACUCACCUGACCGGAGCAAGUCACGCUACUUCUCUCUUUCCUUGUCAUGUGAGGAUAAUAAUUCAGAGUUAUCUUGCAAGGUAUUAUGAAAACGAAGUCUUGUAUCUGUAAUUAUGUGACAGAGCAUUGGCUCAUGACCUGCUUUCUGGUGUUGAGAUCAGUUAACUUGUGCCUAAGUUUUACAGCAGUCUCCUGUAAGAAAUACCUCUGUUUUGUGCUGUAAGAUGUAUUUCCUCAGCAGAAUUCAGGAAGGUAAUAACUUUAAAUGGAAUUGAGUUUAGUUAGCUUUGUAUAUUUGCAGCUGUAAGUGGCAGAGAAAAAAAAAUAACAUUUCUUAGCUGCUAUCAGCAGAGAACAGCUCCUUGAGAAUUAAAUGUUUUGUGGAAGAGAAAACAAUAUCCUAAAAAACAUGCCCUUUAAUAUGCAAUAAUGUGCUUUAUUAUCCCUGCUGGCAUGUACCAUAGAAACGUGUCUUGUUUCUGUUGAUCUUAGUAAUUCAGUUUAAUGAUUUGGUUUAGUGGGUGGCCUUUCUAAUAAUUCUGCAGUGUACCAGGGCUUCUCAGCUUUUUUAAUAUGUCCUUUAUGCUGACACAUUCUGUGCGUUACUUGUUACUUUUCUUGUUCUUACCUUUUGUGCAUGUUUUUCCAAAUGAUACGAGGUAUCCAAAAGUUUUAUUUGAGCUAUGAAUUUGACACCAACAGAUGAGAUUUGAUAGUAAUGAGUUGAAGAAUCCCUCUGAACCCUUUAAUAAGUACAUUUUUAGUGUUACACUGCUUUCAGCAUUUUAGGCUUUUUCUUAUCGUGUGAUUUAUUUUUUGAUUCGGGUUUUCUGAUUUGUGGGACUGACGGGGGUUUUUUGUCCUUUCUGCAAAAUAUUUACUAAGAGGCCUUAAAAAUGAGAGGAACUAACACUUGGCACUAUAUAAACAGGAAGAAAAGCAGCCAACAGCUCUUUAGAGUAUUCCAGAUGUGUGCCCUAAUGGAGAGAACAUUUUGCCUCUGCUGGAGGGUGAAAGGAGCUGUGUGGAUAAGGAUUUAAAAAAGAAAAUUAAAAGCUGGUGUUCCACUUAGAGACUGCAGAGGCAGAAAACUGAUCUACCUAUCCCUGCUAUACAGGAGGCUUUGCAUGUUCUCCUCAGUAACUCCUGGGCCUGGUGGGCAGGCUGAACUCUCUGAACUGCUUUGUUGGGGCCAGAGUUGUUGGGCACAGCUGUACUGAGACAUAAAGGGCUGUAAAGCCCUUGCUUAACUCUGCUUCCCAGUGACCUCUAGUUCACCAACUCCUCCAGCAAGCUGUGGUUUCAUACCCAGGUCCUUCUGGCUUUUCUGUAAAUCUACCCUUGUGGUGGCUGGAGCUCAGCUUGCAGGUGGUCACUGCAGGUGGAUUGGUGCCUCUUCAGGAUCCAUUGAUGUGUGCUGAGAAGUGCCCUCGCUAUAAGGGCUUGUGGAGAAAUGCAAGUGCAGUGUCCCUGCUAUGCUGGCUGAGGGGGAGAGCAUGGCCGGGCCAUCGCUGUGUGCUGCCAGUACAGCAGCAGCGCCGCAGAACCUUCACAGAGUGUCUGACUUUGUAGAGAAUAAAACCACACAGUGCUCCUUUUCAAUCGAAAGUAUUUUGGGACUGGAGCAGAAGAAAGAUGCCAUUCCAGCUGUGAAACCUCACAGACCCUGGGUGGAUGCAUGCACCAGCUUGGUUUUAGGUGAUGACAGUAAUCCCCACCUCCAAAUCCCUGUUGUUUGCUAUGAAAAUCCAUUAUUUCAUGCUAACAGUGAUCCAGUGCAAGAGGAAAAAGUUUUGAAAUGUGAAAAAUAUUUUUCAGUCACUGAAAGGCUGUCUUUCAAACGGGAAUUGAGCUGGUACAGGGGUAGAAGACCCAGAACUGCAUUCACUAGAAACCAGAUUGAAGUCUUGGAAAAUGUUUUUAAAAUGAACUCCUACCCCGGCAUUGAUAUUAGAGAAGAGCUAGCUCGCAAAUUAGACUUAGAUGAAGACAGGAUCCAGAUCUGGUUCCAGAACCGUCGUGCAAAGCUGAAAAGAUCACACAGAGAAUCUCAGUUUCUAAUGGUGAAAAAUACUUUCACCUCCAGCCUGCUGGAGUAGAAAGAAGGAUGGUUUGGUGUUACAGUACUACAACAGAGCACGGAGAAUUAUUAAUAGCCUGUAUUAAGUAAUGGUAUAGUAAUUAUGAUUUUAUGCCCAGAUUUGAAAGUUUAUUAUAAUUUUCAUUCAAAUAAACUGUAAAUACUUGAAGUAUUAUUACAAUCUACUUUUUGUGGAAAAAGGGAACUUUUCCUAUAUCUUUGAGUAAGUAUUUUCAGAGAAGUUUAGAUAUUUUUGCAGCUUAAAAAAUACAAACCUUAGGUUGCACAAGAUUUUCAGCUACUGUGAAUUACUACAGCUUAACUGAAGAUGAUUUGACAAAGCUUCAAGGUUGUAGAAAAAGUCUGUUUAAAGGCUGAAAUACACAUUAUGCAAAAUAGAUUUUGCUACCCAAAACAGACUAUGUGUUACAUAGGAGUUUAAAUAGCUUAUUUAUAAAGAAUAUGAUAUCUUUUUCCAAAAAUUAUGUUCUUUAUGAAAACUGUCUCAAAUGGAAGGGGUAAUAUUCAGCUGACUGUUCAGUUUGAACAAUUGCCCAGUUAAAAGAAGCUGAAAAUUAUAAUCUUUUUAUAUAAUUUCAAUUAAUUUAGGGUAUUUGCCUAUUUAAUACUUCAACUUGGAUAUCUCCUCUCUUGUCAGUAUAAGCAUUCUAGUUAUGGAAGUUGCCUUAUUAUCUUUUAAUGACAGAAUGUAGCAUUUCACAGGAUCAAAUCAGUUGGGACCAGACCAGAUAUCCAGAUCAUUGCCAUUAAUUUUAGGGUGUGGGAUUCAUUUUUAUCAAACAUUACAUGAAAGUUAAUUAUCCUCAUAUUUGAUAUUCAGCCUGAAGUCAAGGAGAGCCUUAUACAAAACAGCCCCCACCCAACUCUUCAUGGCCACAAUGUAGGAAAACAUUGUAAGUCCAGGUUUCUGCUGUUCUUUGUUCAGCAGAGCCCUGGGAACUUCCCUGAAGUGCUGAGGCCCUUCAGUGAGACUUCAGCCUGUAUUUCUUACUAGACACAAAUCCUACAUUCUGUCAUGAACAGACACGGUGUUGAUCUUCCUUUCUGCAUGCUUUCAUCCCUGAUAUCUGCUGUCCUUUGGAAUGAAAGGUAAGUUUGAGAAAAUGGGACAAUAGAACAAAAAUCAUUUUAGGUAAUCUCAUACUAGGAAAAGCUAAAGGGAAGGAUGAUCUACCUUCAGUCCUUACUUAGUAUUUUGGUUGAUCGGUUGAGCUAU